AUGUUGACUCUAACUCUCAUCACCGUUUUCACCCUCCUGGUUCAAUGCAUCUCAGUGACCGGUAAAGGGCCACGACCGUUGGUCCUAUGGCACGGGUUAGGAGAUUCCUAUGCAUCACCCGGAAUGCUGGAGUUUGUGCAGUUGAUCAAGGGUGUACAUCCAGGAAUCUUCGUCCAUUCCGUGUAUAUCUCAGAGAAAUUGGAAGAUGACCGAAAGGCUGGCUUCUACGGGAACGUGAAUGAACAAAUUGCCCUCGUCGCCGACCAGCUUGCCUCAAUACCUGAACUCGAAGGUGGAUUCGACGCAUUAGGGUUCUCCCAAGGUGGACAGUUCCUUAGAGCCUAUGUCGAACGGUACAACACCCCACAGGUUCACAACCUCAUCACAUUCGGUUCGCAGCACAUGGGGAUUUCUGAUAUUCCCGUAUGUGCUCGCUACGACUUCCUUUGUCAAGUAGCACGUCGAGCAGCGAAAGGGGCGGUCUACGGGGGUUGGGCACAAAACAACCUUGUUCAGGCACAAUACUUCCGCGACCCGACCAACUACAAAACGUACCUAGAAGCCAACCAUUUCCUCACAUCUAUCAACAAUGAACGUCCCGACGCCCGAAAUGCGACCUACGCGAACAACUUGGCGUCUUUGAACAAGCUGGUCCUUGUACUCUUCACGGAGGAUAAGACUGUUGUUCCCAAGGAGAGCUCCUGGUUCGGGUCGGAGCCGGUCCCUGAAGACGACUCAGGGUCAGGAUCGGUAUCACAGCAACUUUUGUCGAUCGAGAAGCAGAUCAUUCCUAUGCGGUUGCAACCGCUAUACAAAGAAGACUGGAUUGGGCUGCGAAAGUUGGAUGAGCGAGGCGAUGUGGUUCUCGAGACUUGUCAGGGGGAGCAUAUGGAAAUUGGGGAGUGUUGGGAGCGCAUAGUGAGGGGAUUCGCCGGUGGACAGAUGGGAUAGUGACGGGUGCUAGUUUUUUCUGCAAUAUCCAUGAAUCUCUUCAUUC
Molecule: messenger RNA, 997 nt
Organism: Coprinopsis cinerea okayama7#130
Lineage: Eukaryota; Fungi; Basidiomycota; Agaricomycetes; Agaricales; Psathyrellaceae
Product: palmitoyl-protein thioesterase
Exons: 5
Coding region: 1-951 (316 amino acids)
Cellular component (GO): lysosome
Molecular function (GO): thiolester hydrolase activity; palmitoyl hydrolase activity
Source: RefSeq, a predicted model, not a curated record